This is a messenger RNA of Mus musculus (house mouse), 2485 nucleotides long. It is a transcript of the gene Chst8, whose product is annotated as carbohydrate sulfotransferase 8. NCBI's taxonomy places the organism in Eukaryota, Metazoa, Chordata, Mammalia, Rodentia, Muridae. Gene Ontology annotation, cellular component: Golgi membrane; membrane. Gene Ontology annotation, biological process: carbohydrate biosynthetic process; sulfur compound metabolic process; proteoglycan biosynthetic process. The record is from RefSeq and is a predicted model, not a curated record. Gene Ontology annotation, molecular function: sulfotransferase activity. The transcript is spliced from 4 exons. The coding region runs from base 832 to 2085 and encodes 417 amino acids.
AGACAGAAUGUAAGCCCUUGCAACCAUCCAUCUUCCUCACCGAGCACUGCAACUUUAUGCCUAUGCAUAAAACUGGAGGGACGAGUCCCAGAGUUUGCAGCCGCUGCUGCCGCUGCUGUUAGAGCGGGUUUUAAUUAGCUGCAGGAUUUUAAUGAGCUGAAAUCAAGGAAGAUCCCCAUCUCAGAAGUAAGCUGGAACCACGCACACAAGGAAGAGCCAGUCUGACAAAAACAGAUGGAGGUGGUGCUCUCAAGGGACUGGGCCGAGUGCUCCCUCCGAACGAGGAGCAGAUAAGUACCCAAGGCCAGGAGGCCAAGGAGGAAAGCCGAGGGUCAGCUACCAGUGCCCAGCUGCCAUAGUGGGACGAGCAGGGUGGCAGGUCCCCUCUGUCACCGCAGCAGAAGGCACGGUGCCGGAUUCAAGGUGACGGCAGUGCCUGGCUCCAUUCUCCUCAAGUUGCCAUAGCAGCCUGUCUCCCGACGAGCAGCAUCUCCCGUAGCCCUCAGCCGGGAGGGACGGCAUUGUUCGCUCCUGCCUGUGUGAAGAAGACACACAGGCACAGAACUUUCCUGGGCCUGGGGCCCACUGACCACGUGGGUGCUCCCAAGCUGUCUGGCGUGAGGUGCGGGGGUGGGUCCCCACAGCCAGAGGGGUCCUCUGAGUGACCGGGAGGAACAUCCUGGAGCAGCCGCAGCUAGGCGUGUGUCCUUGGAGUCGUCCGUGUGUCCGGCUGCCGCCACUGGAGACCCCAGCCUGAUGGAUGUCUGGUGUGGAUAAUGAGGGAAGAACGUGCCUUUUACACCCAAGAGGUGACCCCGGAGCGUGCCCCGGAUGACCCCACGACUCGGAACGAUGCGGCUAGCCUGCAUGUUCUCGUCCAUCCUGCUGUUUGGAGCUGCGGGCCUGCUCCUCUUCAUCAGCCUCCAGGACCCUAUAGAGCUCAGCCCCCAGCAAGUUCCAGGUAUAAAGUUCAGCAUCAGGCCCCAGCAACCCCAGCAUGAUAGCCACUUGAGGAUAUCCACAGAAAAGGGCACACGAGAUUCACCCAGCGGGUCGCCAAGAGGCCUCCAGCUGCAAGCGCCUGACCAACCUCGACCUCACCCGAAGGCAGCGGGAUCUCCUUUGCGCCUCCGGCAGCGCAGGCGGAGACUGCUCAUCAAAAAGAUGCCAGCCGCAGGGACUAACCAAGGCAACAACUCGUCCGAAACCUUUAUCCAGCCGAGACCCCGCACCAUGGACAGUCGUUGGGUCAGCCUGCACCAGACCCAACAGGAGCGCAAGCGUGUGAUGCGAGAAGCCUGCGCUAAAUACAGGGCCAGCAGCAGCCGCAGAGCUGUCACUCCCCGCCACGUCUCCCGCAUCUUCGUGGAGGACCGCCACCGUGUACUGUACUGUGAAGUACCCAAGGCAGGCUGCUCCAACUGGAAGAGGGUGCUCAUGGUGCUGGCAGGGUUAGCCUCAUCCACGGCAGAUAUCCAACACAACACCGUCCACUAUGGCAGCGCCCUUAAGCGCCUGGAUACUUUUGACCGGCAGGGCAUAGUGCACCGCCUCAGUACCUACACCAAGAUGCUCUUUGUCCGGGAACCCUUUGAGCGGCUGGUCUCUGCUUUCCGAGACAAGUUUGAGCAUCCUAACAGCUACUAUCAUCCUGUCUUUGGCAAGGCUAUCCUGGCCCGGUACCGCGCCAACGCCUCGCGGGAGGCACUGCGGACUGGCUCCGGUGUGCAGUUCCCCGAGUUCGUCCAGUACCUGUUGGAUGUCCACCGGCCCGUGGGCAUGGACAUCCACUGGGACCAUGUUAGCCGGCUGUGCAGCCCCUGCCUCAUCGACUAUGACUUUGUGGGCAAGUUCGAGAGCAUGGAAGACGAUGCCAACUUCUUCCUGCGUCUCAUCCAUGCGCCCGGGAACCUGACUUUCCCGAGGUUCAAGGACAGGCACUCCGAGGAGGCGCGGACCACAUCGAGAAUCACCCAUCAGUACUUCGCUCAGCUCUCCUCGCUGCAGCGACAGCGAACCUACGACUUCUACUACAUGGAUUACCUGAUGUUCAACUACUCCAAACCUUUCUCGGACCUGUACUGAGGGCGGGGCCUGCUGGUCAGGGGCGGGGUCUGCCGGUCAUGCCCACUCACCUGCGCAUAGGCGGCCUCCGGGGACUGAGCUCUGAGGAUGUGAGGCCUUGUGGCUGUGGCCCUAGGGUGGGCCACAGAGGCCCAGACAAUGGACCUUGACCCUUGUCCCACACCCAUUUCCUCAUUGGGUUGGCUGAGUUUGAGACGGAGCACGACUCGGAUGGAUGCUUUAAGAACUCAGCUGAGCUAUGCUGAGCUAUGCUGUCCAGGGAAGCCUGAGACCCAGAAGAGGGCCCCAGCGUCGAGGGAUGUCCUACAUCCCCUUAUCCUUUGCCUUGUACCAAACCACGUGGUUUGCUGCUUUUCUAUGACCCAGGGUCAUCUGAAUAAAGCACAUGGUUUUCAGAGCA